AUGACAGGUAUCGAUGGUAUCAACGAGGUUUUGCGUGAGUCCAAAGGUGCUCAUAUUUGUACAGAGAUGUUAGCACCAUGUUCCGUGCAGCUGGCUAGAAUGAUACAAAAGUCUGGUUGCGAUGUGCUGUGUAUCAUAGAUCGUCAAAUACCAUCUGAAUUAGUAGAACAAUUCAACGAGUUUCGUUCAUUCGACAAAGCUUUCGACUCUAUGGUCUCUUGCUUCAAGUCAUCAAAGCUGAACAUGCCUGUAGUCUAUGCGCCAGUACCCGAGUUGACCGACUAUCACGACAUACGCAUAUAUCAGCAAGCAGCAGCCAGUUCCAUGCAACGUGCCAUUAAGGCUGGCUUUAAAGCGCCGUUGUUGCUAGUGCCUGAAAGCCAAAAAUUCGUGAAUACCGAACUUUGUACGGUGUUAGGUGCUUUAGAAGAACUCUAUGUGCCAAUUCAACAACGAGAAAACCUUCCUAACAAAAAACAGUUAAUUUCAAAUUUGUCGGUGCUAAUAUCAAGUCCUAAAGCAGAUGAAAUUUUCAAGGAAGCGCUUAUACUGGAAUCAGGACGUUUUGUAGCGCGCGAUAUUGUUUUAAUUUCAGUUAAAUUCCUUAUUGGGACUCUACUGCUAUUAGCAGUAGCAUUGACGACGGUAACAGCUGAAGAGCAACCUGCACGCAUAGUUUGCUAUUUCAGUAACUGGGCUGUUUAUCGACCGGGUAUAGGUCGAUAUGGCAUCGAAGAUGUACCCGCUGAGUUGUGUACACAUCUGAUUUACUCAUUCAUUGGUGUGGAUGAGAAAACUUGGGAAGUUCUUGUUAUCGACCCCGAAUUAGAUGUUGAUCAAAAUGGUUUCCGAAAUUUUACGCAAUUGCGUCAAAAGCAUCCAAAUCUAAAACUUGAAAUUGCUGUCGGUGGCUGGGCCGAAGGUGGUAAAAAGUACUCACAAAUGUCAGCGGUACGUGAGAGACGCCAAAGUUUUAUACGCAGCGUGGUUGAUUUUAUGAAGAAGUAUGACUUCGAUGGUUUUGAUUUGGAUUGGGAAUAUCCUGGAGCCACAGAUCGUGGUGGUGCUUUCAGUGAUAAGGAUAAGUUUUUAUAUUUUGUACAAGAAUUAAGACGUGCUUUCGAUCGUGAAGGACGAGGUUGGGAAAUCACAAUGGCUGUACCAGUAGCUAAAUUUAGAUUACAAGAAGGUUAUCAUGUACCAGAAUUAUGCGAAUUACUUGAUGCUAUACAUGCCAUGACUUACGACUUGCGAGGCAAUUGGGCUGGCUUUGCUGAUGUACAUAGUCCAUUAUAUAAACGUAAACACGAUCAGUAUGCAUAUGAGAGACUCAAUGUGAAUGAUGGUUUAGCACUUUGGGAAGAUAUGGGCUGUCCAGCUAAUAAAUUAGUCGUAGGCAUACCAUUUUAUGGCCGCACCUACACAUUAAGUAAUUCAAAUAAAAACUACAACAUGGGCACAUACAUUAAUAAAGAGGCAGGUGGUGGUGCUCCCGGUCCUUACACAAACGCUAGUGGUUUCCUAGCUUAUUACGAAAUUUGUACAGAAGUAAAUGAUAAAGCAAAAGGCUGGACAGUUGAAUGGGAUGAUCAAGGUAUGGUACCAUAUACCUACAAAGAUACACAAUGGGUGGGAUAUGAGAAUGAAGUAUCGGUGCAAAUAAAAAUGGACUUCAUUAAGGAGAGAGGUUAUGCUGGCGCUAUGACAUGGGCUGUAGAUAUGGAUGAUUUCCAUGGUUUAUGCGGUCGUGAAAAUUCUCUUAUGCAUAUACUACAUGAUAAUAUGCGAAACUAUCGCGUACCAGAACCAACACGCGAAACAACACCUAGGCCUGAGUGGGCAAAGCCACCCGCAACACCGCCAAAUCCGGAUGAAGAAAAUCUGCCCAUUGCAUCCACCACGAAACGUCCGAUACCGAAACCACAACAAACAACAGUUCGGCCCACUGAAGCAACAACAACAACAAAAAAACCUGCAAAAGUUUCAAAGAAACCGAAACCAAAACCAAAACCAAAGCCUACAACAAGUACUAGUACAACUACAACAACAACAACCGAAGCAGCUCUGCAAAAAGAUCCAGAAAUUACACAACCGGAUCCAGAACAAAAUGAUGUCAACAUUGAUUGUACCAAUAGAGAUUAUGUACCUCAUCCAGAUUGUCAAAAGUAUUAUCGUUGCGUACAUGGCAAACCAGUCGAAUUUGAGUGUAAAGAAGGUACCGCUUUCCAUACAAUCCUCAAUGUUUGCGAUUGGAUUGAGAACAGCGAUCGUUACUAUUGCACCAGACUUAAGAAGAAAACUGUGGACAAUGAAACAAAAUAAUUUUAAGUUAAUUUAAAUAAUUUUAUCAUCAGAAAUGUAUUUAGUUUCUAAGGUUAAUAAA
This is a messenger RNA of Teleopsis dalmanni, 2383 nucleotides long. RefSeq names its product endochitinase-like. The transcript has 10 exons. Bases 1 to 2322 code for a protein of 773 amino acids. Gene Ontology annotation, cellular component: extracellular region. The record is from RefSeq and is a predicted model, not a curated record. Lineage: Eukaryota; Metazoa; Arthropoda; Insecta; Diptera; Diopsidae. Gene Ontology annotation, molecular function: chitinase activity; chitin binding. Gene Ontology annotation, biological process: chitin catabolic process; carbohydrate metabolic process.